AUGACUACACAGCUAGAGAUAUUUAUUAGAGCAUUGUCCCGCCUUUUAGGAUGGGCAUACAUGCUAUGCUGGUCAGGAUCCUUCUAUCCUCAACCCAUCACAAACUGGAAGCGCAAGUCUACGGUCGGCCUUUCUAUAGAUCUGUCCACCAUAAACCCCCUGGGCUUUGUUUGCUAUAGCAUAUAUACAUCGGCUUUCCUCUUCUCGCCUCUCAUUCGAUCACAAUAUGCGGCCCGGCAUCCUGCGUCUAUCGACCCGACUGUUCGGUUCAAUGAUUUUGCAUUUGCGGCCCACGCGGUGGUCCUGUGCAUUAUAAUGUAUACACAAUUCUGGCCAUUUAUCUGGGGUUUCCAUGUUGGACGCUUCCAAAGGAUCAGCUGGACAAUGGCGUGUAUCUUCUGGGGCUCUGUUUUGACACCCUUGUUGGUAACGGGCAUUGUGCUGUCGCAAAGUCCAGAUGGAGGGUACGAUCCUUCGACUUGGGCAUGGAUUGAUGUGAUAUACUCAUUCUCAUACAUCAAGCUUCUUAUAACCAUUGUGAAGUACAUGCCACAAGUGUGGCUGAACUAUGAACGGCAGUCCACUGCUGGCUGGAGUAUUGGAACCAUUCUUCUAGACUUGGCUGGUGGUGUACUUUCCAUGGUUCAAUUAGUGCUUGACUCCAGUCUUCAGAGUGACUGGAGUGGAAUCACUGGCAACCCGGUCAAGUUGUUGCUUGGAAAUGUUACCAUCUUUUUCGACGCAAUUUUCUGCAUUCAACACUACAUCUUAUACCAAGACACACCUGACCCAAAGAGAACGUUUGGCCCGGGCGUGGAGACGCCACUCUUGGUCGGACAAGAUGAUGCUGUGGGGGAUCGGGUAUGA
Penicillium soppii is the source of this 867-nucleotide messenger RNA. RefSeq names its product putative L-cystine transporter. Gene Ontology annotation, biological process: L-cystine transport. The transcript is spliced from 4 exons. The record is from RefSeq and is a predicted model, not a curated record. Gene Ontology annotation, molecular function: L-cystine transmembrane transporter activity. NCBI's taxonomy places the organism in Eukaryota, Fungi, Ascomycota, Eurotiomycetes, Eurotiales, Aspergillaceae. Gene Ontology annotation, cellular component: fungal-type vacuole; vacuolar membrane. Bases 1 to 867 code for a protein of 288 amino acids.